Messenger RNA from Ciona intestinalis (vase tunicate), 3879 nucleotides. The record is from RefSeq and is a predicted model, not a curated record. Lineage: Eukaryota; Metazoa; Chordata; Ascidiacea; Phlebobranchia; Cionidae.
CCAGCGCCUAAAACAGCUUGUUUAAAAUUGAAACAGUCACGCGCGAAUGAAUCCGAACAUCUACGAAGCUGACAGCGGUGGAAAUUGGUGUAAACCAGUUUUAACCGGUCUGGAGUUAGUAGAGCGUUUUUCAUCUUUAUCAAUCUCUUACGAACAUGGCCAAAACACCAGUUGAAAUUGCGAAGAAAUUUGUAGCUGUGCUAUUCGAAGCCAAGGCAGUGGCGGGAAAUUUAAAAUUUGUUAUUAAAGAACUCGCAAGGCAAUCGUUAAGAGGCAAAGUUAAACUUACAAUUUCGCUUAUACCUAACCUCACAUCAUCAACACAUUAUGCCUCCCAUUGCCAUGUCUGUCAAUGUGACACAACAACAUGGCCAACAACUACUUGAUUUUGGUCAGAAGUUGGAUAUAUCUUUGUUGGAUAGUGUGGUUGGUUGUUUAUACAACGGCGAAGGACAAUCACAAAGAAUUGCUGAGAAUAUAUUGACUGCACUGAAAGAACACCCGGAAUCAUGGACUAGGGUUGAUACUAUUUUAGAAUAUUCGCAGAAUCAACAAACCAAGUACUAUGCUCUACAAAUCUUGGAAAAUGUUAUAAAAACCAGAUGGAAAGUUUUACCAAGGAAUCAAUGUGAUGGAAUCAAGAAGUACAUUGUGGCUUUAAUAAUCAAGACUUCAUCAGAUGCCGCUCUCAGUGAAAAAGAAAAGACUUAUCUUGGCAAACUAAACAUGAUUCUAGUUCAGAUAUUGAAACAAGAUUGGCCCAAGAACUGGCCAACAUUUAUUAGCGACAUUGUUGGUGCAAGUCGUACAAAUGAAUCUCUGUGUCAAAAUAACAUGGUUAUUCUUAAACUACUCAGUGAAGAAGUUUUUGAUUUCUCACAAGAUCAGAUGACACAAGUAAAAGCAAAGCACUUAAAGGACAGCAUGUGUAAUGAGUUUUCUGAUAUAUUUCAGCUAUGUCAGUUUGUAAUGGAUAAUUCUCAAAAUGCACCACUGGUCAACGCUACACUCAGCACUCUACUUUGCUUUUUAAACUGGAUUCCUCUCGGCUACAUAUUUGAAACUGAACUAAUAACCCAACUAAUAUAUAAGUUUUUGAAUCUUCCCAUGUUUAGAAAUGUGACGCUAAAGUGCAUUACAGAAAUAGCUGGUGUAAGUGUUGCUGGUAAAUAUGAUGAACAAUUUGUCAAGCUGUUUUCGCACACAAUGCAACAACUGAAGCAGAUGUUACCACCAAAUAUAAACAUGAAGGUUGCGUAUGCAAAUGGUUCUGAUACUGAGCAGAACUUUAUUCAAAACCUUGCAUUGUUUCUGUGCACCUACCUCAAAGAGCACGGUCAGCUUGUGGAAAAACAAGACAUGCGACCACAUUUACUUGAUGCUCUUGGUUACCUUGUUCAUAUUUCUGAAGUGGAAGAAACUGAAAUUUUUAAAAUCUGUCUGGAAUAUUGGAAUUCUUUAUCUGCUGAAUUGUACAGGGAAAGUCCAUUUACAACAGGACCAGCCAUUACACUUGCCGCAUCGGAAAUUAGUGUCCCUACAAGAAGACAAAUAUAUUUACCAAUAUUAUCGAAAGUUAGGUUGGUCAUGAUAAGCAGAAUGGCAAAACCUGAAGAAGUGUUGGUUGUCGAGAAUGAACAAGGGGAAGUGGUUCGUGAGUUCAUGAAAGACACAGACUCCAUUAACCUUUACAAAAACAUGAGAGAAACAUUAGUAUAUCUCACUCAUUUGGAUUAUGUUGACACUGAGAGAAUCAUGACAGAAAAGCUUCAUAAUCAGGUGAAUGGGUCAGAGUGGUCGUGGAAGAACUUAAACACAUUAUGCUGGGCCAUUGGAAGCAUCAGUGGUGCCAUGCAUGAGGAGGAUGAAAAACGUUUUCUUGUUACUGUUAUUAGAGAUUUGCUUGGAUUGUGUGAGCAGAAGAGAGGGAAAGAUAACAAAGCGAUCAUCGCGUCAAACAUUAUGUACGUUGUCGGGCAGUAUCCUCGCUUCUUACGUGCUCAUUGGAGAUUUUUGAAAACUGUUGUUAACAAGUUGUUUGAGUUCAUGCAUGAAACUCAUGAUGGUGUACAAGACAUGGCGUGCGACACCUUUAUUAAGAUUGCACAGAAAUGUCGGCGACACUUUGUGCAAAUGCAAGCAGGAGAAGUGAUGCCGUUUAUUGAAGAAAUUUUAUCAAAUAUCAACACCAUCAUAUGUGAUUUACAACCACAACAAGUUCACACGUUUUACGAAGCUGUCGGUUUCAUGAUCAGUGCACAAACAGAUUCAGUCGUUCAGGAACACUUGAUUGAAAAAUACAUGUUACUGCCAAACCAGGUAUGGGACAGCAUUAUUCAGAAAGCUACCAAAGAUGUGGAUGUACUUAAGGAUCCCCCCACAGUAAAACAACUUGGCAGCAUCUUAAAAACAAAUGUUCGAGCUGGAAAAGCUGUUGGACACAGCUUUGUUCAACAGCUUGGUCGUAUAUACCUUGAUAUGCUGAACGUUUACAAAUGUUUAAGUGAAAACAUUUCAUCUGCAAUUCAACAAAAUGGUGAAGGUGUUAUGAAACAACCUCUUAUUAGAAGCAUGAGGACGGUUAAGAAGGAAACACUUAAGUUAAUAUCAGGAUGGGUUAGCAGAGCUACUGACCCAGAAAUGGUGGCAGAAAACUUUGUUCCACCAUUAUUAGAAGCUGUGUUGAUUGAUUACCGGACAAAUGUGCCCGCUGCUCGAGAACCUGAAGUCUUAAGCACCAUUGCCACUAUUGUUAAUAAACUUGAGGGUGCAAUAACAAAAGAAAUCGGUCAAAUCUUUGAUGCUGUCUUUGAAUGCACCCUUGAAAUGAUUAACAAAGAUUUUGAAGAAUUCCCUGAAUACAGAACUAACUUCUUCUUACUGUUGCAGGCUGUAAACAACCACUGCUUCCCUGCUUUACUCAGCAUACCUCAACCUCAGUUUAAACUUGUCCUUGACUCCAUUAUAUGGGCCUUCAAGCAUACUAUGAGAAAUGUGGCUCAUACAGGUUUGAGCAUUCUGUACCAGUUGCUGCAGAAUAUUACAUUGGUGGAUGAUGCAGCACAAAGUUUUUACCAAAUGUACUUUACUGAUAUUUUACAGCACGUUUUCAGUGUUGGCACUGACACCUCUCACACUGCAGGUUUGACGAUGCAUGCAUCCAUACUUGCCUACAUGUUUAGUUUAGUUGAACAGAAUAAGAUAACAGUGCCACUACACGCCAAUCAACCCAACAAUUUAGUAUUUGUGCAGGAAUAUGUGGCCAAUCUGCUGAAAACAGCAUUCCCCCACCUUCAAGAUGCCCAAAUAAAGUUAUUUGUACGAGGACUGUUCAGUCUGAACCACGAUAUUGCUUUGUUUAAAGACCAUCUACGAGACUUCCUUGUUCAGAUCAAGGAGUUUGCUGGGGAAGACACGACCGACUUGUUCUUGGAAGAAAGAGAGGCGACUCUUUCAAAGGCGCAAGAGGAAAAACGACGAGCGCAGAUGGCUGUACCUGGCAUUGUAAAUCCACAUGAAGUCAAUGAAGAAAUGCAGGACUGAGUUGACGACAAUGUAGUAAACUUGUGGUUGUAAUUAUUCCUGCUGGCCACCGGGGGUCAGACAGGACGGCUUGUGCUGUUUCACCAUUCGACGGGAUCACGACUUGAUUUUCGAACAUCCAGUAUCAACUUGUAUAAUAUGUUGUUUAAAUAAAAAUAGUGCUUAUCAAUAUAGGUUUACGCAUUAGUACAGAACACGACCAGGGUUUGCAACCAAUUGUGAUCCAGCAACUUGUACAUUUUCUUUUCAAACUUUUAUGUUUGUCGCUUGAUUCUCAAAUUAUUUUUGUUAGUUUUGGAAAACGGAAGCAAUAAACCAUUUGUUAAAAAGUCUCAA